CAUCCUCUGCUGGCGGGCGUGUGCGGUGCGGUGCGCUGUGCCGUAGCGGCCGUUAAAGAGGUUCGAAUUCGUCUGGCUUUGUGUCAUCUCGGUGACCGUAGCGUUCGUUCCAGCUAUCUCCUGUGGCGGUGUACCGCGAUGGAUUUCAGACUACGUCCCUCCUUCAGUGUCUUAUCUCGUCCGCUCCAUCCCUGAGAUGAGUUGGUAACGUCGACGCGAAAGAGCCCUUCUCUCCCCUCGUUCCACUUCGUCCAUCAUGAAACUCGACAAACAGAUCUCAAACGAAAAAAUGGCCGAAAAUAGAGACGAGGAGUCGGGAACGACAACCAACACAGCUCAGAGAGCGACCGACAAGGAGACCAAGGAACAGAUGAACGAGAAACUAGCCGGGACCAGCAAGGGCGGCGGCGCCUCCCCCAACGAGCGCCCUGACGCACCGGACAACAAGGACCCUCCUCCCUCAGACGAAGAAGGAGGAGAAGGAGGAGGAGGAGGAGACAAAGAGGGCCCUCCUUCACCCGAACCUGAAGGCGAAGACGCCCCCCCGCCGGUGGUGGCCCCGCUGGCCGCUCCCGAGGACGAGAACUCUGGAGAUGGCGACAACAACAAGCUGUCGGAGGAGCUGAGUGAAAAGGCGGAGGAGGAGGAAGAGGAGGAGAAGGCGCUCAGCGACUUGGACGAGCCCGAGAAGGUGGAGCAGGAGCUGGACGAGAACGCUCAGAAGGAGAGCAGCGAGAGCAACAGCGAGAGCAUCCAGGACGCCGAGUCCAGGAACCUGAACAUCGUCAACCUCGAAACCAUCCGCGAGGGGGAGGUGCUCGAGAUCCCUCCGGACAACAUCUCGCCCUCCGCCUCCAAGGUCAGCCCGUCGAAGCCUCGCUUCUACUUCGACGACAAUACGAGCGAGUAUGAAGCAGCGAGGGACGAUGGCAACAUGUACAACGACGACGACGACGACGCAGCCUCCGUCACUUCCCUGCCGGCGGAGCUGCCUCCCCCUCCCGACGGCGGCUGGGGCUGGGUGAUCGUCCUCGUGUCCUUCCUGUGCAACGCCGUCGUGGACGGCGUCGCCUACUCCUUCAGCCCCUUCCUCGACACCUUGUCCAAGGAGUUCGACGCUCCCAAGGGCAAGGUCGCCUGGAUUCCUUCCUUGUUAGCUGGGGUCUAUCUUAGUGCUGGACCCAUUGUAUCUGCUCUGUGUAAUAAGUUCGGCUGUCGCAUUGUCUGUAUAGUUGGAGGCGUCAUCGCUUCUUUCGCUUAUUUCAUCACCAUUUUCGCCACUUCCGUCGAGUUCUUGAUGGUGUUCCAGGGAAUGGUUGGCGGGUUUGGGUUUGGUCUCAUCUACCUGCCUGCUGUGGUCUGCGUAGGAUACUACUUCGAAUCGAAGCGUGCCCUGGCCACGGGCAUCGCCGUGUGUGGGUCGGGCAUUGGUACUAUGAUAUUCCCGCCUCUUGUCAACCAUCUCAUUUCGGAAUACACGUGGAGAGGGGCCAACAUAUUUAUAGCUGGAAUGAUUCUCAAUUGUUGUUUGUUUGGAGGGCUAAUGAGGCCAUUGGAAGUCCCAAGAAUGAAGAAGAAGGAUCUCCUUCAGCGUCUUGCAGAGGAGAAACGAUUAGCCAUGCACGAACGCAACGUUUCCUUCAUCACUGUUACCAAUGCUGAUGGCACCGUAGAAAGGAGACCCAGAAAUGCAGAUCCUGGAGUGCAUUCCCAGCUUAAUUUGUCAGGAUACCUCACACCUGUUGGAACAGCUUUGGCACUUCCAACAAUCCAAGAAACCCAGGGAAGCACACCUCCAGAACAAGAAUCGCCCAUAGCAGCAUCACAUGCCCAAGACACUUCUAAUAAUACUUCACCUGGAGAGCAACCAGAGGGUGCAGAUGAAAAUAUGAGUUUAGUUAAUGGUUCCAACACUGGAGCCAAGCCUCCAGCAGUGUCAGUCCGAAUGGCAGCAGCAGCUGCUGCAACAAAACUCCCACGCAAUUGCUCCCAGCCCAUUAUGGCUAGAGAUCCUUCAAAGUUCAUCCCCAAAAAUGGCUCAGUUCCCAAUUUUGAAAGAAGAUUCUCUAAAGUUGACAUUGCUAAUCAGAUGAAGGUUAUUCCAGCAACACCAAAAGCUUCUACAACAAAUCUCAGGGGGCUUGGUUCUCAAGACUUGCGACGUGUUUCAUCUGGCUAUGGUCGUGUCAGUUCCAAUGCCUCAUUUGAUGUAGAAGCAGUAGGAGGACUUAGGCAGAGACGUGCGUCGCAAAAAUCCAUGAUGCUUCGACCGAUGUCACGUCAAGAUAUAUUCUAUUCAGGUAGUAUUGCAAAUUUACGGGAAUUCAAAUCUCAAGCAUCCAUGUUAUCAUAUCGUGAGUCAGCCCUCAACCUUCAGGGUACUGGUGCCUCAAGGGUUGUUCUGGAUGCAAUUGAUGGACCUGAGGAUGAAAAAGUUUGCUGUUCAUGCCUGCCAGAAUCCAUGCGAGGAACUCUCAGCCAAAUGAUGGAUUUUUCACUUUUGAAAAAUCCAGUCUUCCUUAUGAUUGGAGUUGCAAAUCUGUUUGGUAUGUUGGGCUUCUACACUCCAUUUGUAUACCUGCCAGCUGCUGCACAGGAAAAGGGUGUGGACCCAGAAUAUUCUACAUUCUUGAUAUCCCUCAUUGGAAUUACCAAUACUGUAGGCAGAGUCUUAUCUGGCUUAAUUGCUGAUAUGCCCUGUGUGAGUGCUCUGUGGAUCAACAAUAUUUGCAUCGUUAUGUCUGGCGUCUGUGUCUUCCUGACCCCACUGGCACACUCUUAUGGAUCAUUUAUUGCUCUUGCACUCUUCUUUGGGUUCUUUGUCUCUCCGUUCAUCGCCCUCACCUCUAUCAUCAUAGUGGAUCUACUGGGCCUCAGGCAGCUCGUCAAUGCCUUUGGUGUUUUGUGUAUCUUCCGUGGACUUGCCGGAAUCAUGGGCCCUCCAGUGUCAGGAAGUAUUUAUGAUGCAACUAAGAGCUAUGAUGUAUCCUUCUAUUCAGCUGGAGGUCUUCUGUUUGUGUGUGCUAUCCUUCAUUGUCUUGUGCCCUGUGUACAACGUUUCUACAGUAAAUAUGAAAUGCCAGUAAAAUAUACAACCAAUGAAGAAUACUUGGCAUCAGUUCCAGAGGAGUCAGGUGUCUCUCCAGAUACUGGAGAAGGUGUGGGCAUUGUACUCGACAUCAAACCAAAACAUGCUACUGUUGUACACCAAGAUUCUGGUGAGAAUAAGAUUGUAUUAGAUGCUUCUCAGAAUGAAAAAGGGAAAGAAGCCAUCUCUGCACUCUGAGUCUGUGAUGACCCAAGAAAAAUUUUGAAUGCAGUUUGUGAAAACUCUUGAAAAAACAUGAACGUUGUAUUCUUGGUAGAACUAUUAUUACCAUAGAAGCUCUCAGCCACGUGUAACUCGUGUUUGUGUUAACUCUAUAAAAAUGUGAUUUGUUAAUGCAGGUCUUUCACUAGGUACAGAUUAAGUGUUAUCAAGUCAAUAUGCUCUAAGAACAGAUAGUCGAGUUAUAAUCUGAGUUGAAGAAGAAAGAGACUUCUAUAUGUCCACAAUCAGAAGCACAAUUAUGGUACAAUAUUUUUUUUUUCAUACAUUACAGAAAAGCAAAAGCACCAAAUCACAUUAGUGUUACAAAAUGCUGCCUCUUUCAAUUUUUAAAUGAGUUUGAAAUCACUGCAAAAGUCACAUUCAUUUCUUCAUGGAUAACGUUACUAGAGCCACAAACAUUCCCUUCUUCGCCUCCAAGUCUUAAAUGCGCCAUGUUGGGAGAAGUCUUUAAUUUAUGGCUUGAUAUCCUUCCAUGUAUGUAAAGAGGAUUUCUUAUAUUCUGUAUAUGUGCCCCAAGUAAGAAAGUAUAGGAAACAGAUUUUUAUUUUUAUCUGACUAUAAGAUUUGUAUUGAAAUUGCUGCACACUGGAGCAUGUUGAAGAAUAUUAUUCAUUAGAUCCUGCAAUAGCACAGAUCGUGGUUAUGUAAAAUAUAUAUUUUUCCAGUAAAAUCCAAUCAGAAAAUCAUUAAAAGGAUUAUUGCUGCCACGAACUAUAAUUGGUUUGUAGCCAUUCAAAAUCAUUUUAAUUUUUGUUAUUAGGCCAUUUUAUGAUAUUUUGCUCUAGCACUACAUUCUUUACAGAAUAUUUAUUUCAUAACUGUAAUUGGAUAUUGCACAAGUCAAGUCUUUAGUUAAAGCUGCUCCAUAGUUUAAUUAAUGUCAGAGUAAAAAGAAAUUCUUGCAUAAAUACGGUAAGUUUGGUAACUAUUUAAGUUCUCUUUUUAAAAUGUUUUCCAUUUAUAUUUCCUACUUGUAGGAAUUAAACAGGGAUAAUUUUA
Macrobrachium nipponense is the source of this 4330-nucleotide messenger RNA. RefSeq lists its product as uncharacterized. Gene Ontology annotation, molecular function: monocarboxylic acid transmembrane transporter activity. Bases 257 to 3286 code for a protein of 1009 amino acids. Gene Ontology annotation, biological process: monocarboxylic acid transport; transmembrane transport. The record is from RefSeq and is a predicted model, not a curated record. Lineage: Eukaryota; Metazoa; Arthropoda; Malacostraca; Decapoda; Palaemonidae. Gene Ontology annotation, cellular component: membrane. The transcript has 15 exons.